CGGUAACCGUCGCGGCACCGGAAAUGACUUGUUGCUGUGUGGGUGCCAUGUUGGUGAGGGCAGGGAGAGUGAUGGCUGAAGAAGGGCUGUGAGACAGUGGGACUGUCGGCCAACAAGCCUCUCGCUAUCUGGCGCUGGUGUGAACGGCAAAGUGGGGUAUUGGUGCGGGAGCCACUUGGUGUGAAUGGGCGGAGCGGCCUAUGGGACUGGAAAUAUUAAAAUUCGCACAAACAGGAACUGUUACUCAAAUCCUGACGUUGACAUUACCUGCUACAGCUAUUGAGCAUGAAUGAUGAUGACUCCCUUCACCGGCUGGAGGGCAGUGACCCUGGCAAUCAGGUUGGCGGAUUAAUAAUAAAAAAGAAGAUUGCCACAGAUGACCAGCAUAUCUUUCGAGCACCAGCACCAAAGACCUCACUGUUAGGGCUUGAUAAAUUGGCUGCUCAGAAAAGAAAAGAGCGGGAAGAGAAAGAAGAAGAAGAAAAGAAGAAAUCAAAGGUAUCAUCCUAUAAAGACUGGGCAGAAGGAAAGGAAGACUUUGGUUCUGAUGAAGAAAGUGUUGACAAAGUAGGCAGACGUGGGAAAAAGGAGAGGUACUAUCGUACCUCUGGUUCAGAGACACCUUCGCACACAGGUGGUGUUAGUGAGGAAUUUAAGGAACGGCAUCGACAAAGAGAACGGGAUCGUCGGGAACAUGGGGUUUAUGCAUCAUCAAAGGACAAUGAGAAGGAAAAGAAAAAGGAACGAAGCAGAGACCGUGAUUAUGAUCGAGAAUGGAGUAAAUCAAGUUCUUCCAGGAGUAAGGACAGAGAUAGAUCAGAGCGAAGUGAAAGAGGAUACAGAGACAAUUGCUCAGAUCGAGGUAGAAGCAACAGAAAAGAUGAACCAAGCACACCCAAGCACAGAUUGAAAGAUGCUCUUACUCCUUCUCGAUCUAGCUGGGAUGAUGAUGACAGUGGAAUUGCAAGUCAGUAUACUCAUCGAUCUCAGUGGGAGUCUCCAUCUCCUACUCCCUCACAAAGGGAUUCAGAUAAAAGUGAAAGAAGUUAUCGCUGUUCAGGUCGUGACACUGAGAGGCGUGAUAAAGAAAGAUCUAGAAGGAAUCAUUAUGAAGAGGAUACACCCCUGCCAACACCGUCGUACAAAUACAAUGAGUGGGCUGAUGACAGAAGGCAUUUGGGGGCGACACCGCGUCUUUCAAAAGGCAAAGGUAAGAGGGAGGAAGGUAAAGAUGGCAUUUAUUUUGAGAAUGAAGAGGAACAACGGCAAUGGGAGGAAGAUCAAAGGCAAGCAGAUCGAGAUUGGUACAUGUUGGAUGAAGGACAUGAUGAUUUUCACAAUCCUCUGGCAUACACUUCAGAGGAAUAUGUGAAGAAACGGGAGCAAUUGCUGCAGAAACAGACACAGAAGAGGAUUUCUGCUCAGAAGAGGCAAAUUAAUGAGGAUAAUGAACGAUGGGAGACGAAUCGAAUGCUAACCAGUGGUGUGGUUCAACGUCUGGAAGUUGAUGAAGACUUUGAAGAGGACAAUGCCACUCGAGUUCAUUUGUUGGUGCACAACUUAGUUCCACCAUUCUUGGAUGGACGAAUUGUGUUUACCAAACAGCCAGAGCCAGUGAUUCCUGUGAAAGAUGCCACAUCAGAUAUGGCAAUCAUCUCCCGGAAAGGAAGCCAGCUUGUCCGCAAACACCGUGAGCAGAAAGAACGUAAGAAGGCUCAGCAUAAACACUGGGAACUGGCUGGGACCAAACUAGGAGACAUUAUGGGCAUAAAACAGGUAGAAGAGAAGGAUCAAGACAUCGGAGAAGACGGGAAUGUGGAUUACAGAAUUGAUCAGAAGUUUGCUGACCAUAUGAAGGACAAGAAUGUGGCAAGCAGUGAAUUUGCAAAGAAGAAAUCUAUUCUUGAACAAAGACAAUACCUACCUAUAUUUGCUAUUAGAGAGCAGUUACUCAAUAUAAUACGUGAUAACAAUGUCGUCAUUGUUGUUGGAGAGACUGGUAGUGGAAAAACUACUCAACUAACGCAGUAUCUUAGUGAAGAUGGUUAUUCAAACUAUGGCAUGAUUGGAUGUACUCAGCCCAGACGUGUGGCAGCUAUGUCUGUGGCAAAACGCGUUAGUGAAGAAAUGAAUGUGAAUCUUGGAGAAGAGGUUGGUUAUGCUAUUCGAUUUGAAGAUUGUACUUCUGAACAAACUGUCAUCAAGUACAUGACAGAUGGUAUUCUACUGCGGGAAUCCCUAAGAGAAGCAGACUUGGACCAUUAUAGUGCUGUCAUUAUGGAUGAAGCUCAUGAGCGAUCACUAAACACUGAUGUACUGUUUGGCUUACUUAGAGAGGUUGUAGCUCGUCGUGCAGACCUAAAGCUAAUUGUUACUUCAGCAACCAUGGAUGCAGGCAAGUUUGCAGCAUUUUUUGGGAAUGUUCCUGUUUUUCAUAUUCCAGGCCGGACAUUUCCCGUGGAUAUUUUCUUCAGUAAGACUCCCACAGAAGAUUAUGUGGAGGGAGGAGUUAAGCAGGCUCUACAAAUUCACUUAUCAACUAUUCCGGCCAUGAUCUGUGGCCUAACACCAUAUGUCUGA
Molecule: messenger RNA, 2580 nt
Organism: Rhincodon typus (whale shark)
Lineage: Eukaryota; Metazoa; Chordata; Chondrichthyes; Orectolobiformes; Rhincodontidae
Gene: dhx38
Product: DEAH (Asp-Glu-Ala-His) box polypeptide 38
Exons: 17
Coding region: 286-2580 (764 amino acids)
Biological process (GO): mRNA splicing, via spliceosome
Cellular component (GO): spliceosomal complex; intracellular anatomical structure
Molecular function (GO): ATP binding; RNA binding
Source: RefSeq, a predicted model, not a curated record